Aquila chrysaetos chrysaetos is the source of this 5800-nucleotide messenger RNA. RefSeq names its product transient receptor potential cation channel subfamily C member 4 associated protein (gene TRPC4AP). The record is from RefSeq and is a predicted model, not a curated record. Bases 1089 to 3044 code for a protein of 651 amino acids. The transcript is spliced from 18 exons. Lineage: Eukaryota; Metazoa; Chordata; Aves; Accipitriformes; Accipitridae. Gene Ontology annotation, cellular component: Cul4A-RING E3 ubiquitin ligase complex. Gene Ontology annotation, biological process: ubiquitin-dependent protein catabolic process. Gene Ontology annotation, molecular function: phosphatase binding.
CCAUGGCAUUUGUUACAGAAGAUAGAAAAGCUGCUCAAGAGUCCACUUUCCCAAAUACAUAUACAUUUGACUUAUUUGGAGGAGUUGAUUGUCUUUGCUACUUCUCUCUUGUUACACUUAGUAUGCCUUUACUUAAGUAAAACUUGUAUUUAGAUUAUGUUGCUUUGAAAUUAACACUGGUUUAGCUGCUGGUAUCCUGUUAACUGAGGACAAAAGUCUUCAGCUGCCCAAACAAUGUAGAAAGUUGUAUGAAAAUGUUCUAAAUUUCCCUUGUUUUUAAAGGGAAAUAGUGAUACUUCCUGUAGAAGUGCUUUUAACAUAAGAAUGCACAGAGUAAGUGGGGGGAGGAGGGGAUAUUUGGUUGGGUUUUGUUGGUUGGGGUUGUUUGUUUAUUGUUGUUUUUUCUUGGGCUGGAGAUGGUAAAUAUCAAAUAUACUGUAAUUAUCUGGUACUAUGGCCAGAGAUUUGGCUGAUACAAGUGAGUUUAAUGCAGUGGUAGAAGCCAGCACUAUGUGUUUUUGAAAAUCCUACUCCAGGACUUGAAAGGGAAGUAGUCUAAGCUGCUGGUUCUGUGUAUGCCAUGUGCUGAUUCUGUGUUGCAGUAUUUUGAACUGUGAAGCAUGAGUAGCUUUGAAGGACACUAAAUUUGCAGUAUACUCUGUAUAUGCUAUAAUGUGUGAUAGUAUAUUCCUUAAAAUAUUUUUGGAUUCUGACAGCCUUUACAUCAAGGAAGAACAAAUGCACAUUUGUGUCUCCUCCCUUUAUAUGAAUACAUGUAAAAUAUUACCCGAGAGUACAAACACAUGAACUGGUACACAAGCCUCGUGGACUUUGGAUCUGAAUGCAACCCCAGUCCAAGAAAUAAGAUCUCAUAACUCCCUUUCUGCUCCUUCUGCCUCUGGUGAGGCACCCUGUUACCUAUUCUCUUUCUGCCAUUGGACUCUUGCGCUUCUUGCUGCAUACUGUUGCAGUUUCAGUAGGAUGGCUGAAGAAAGCCCUCUCCAAGGAGUGUCUCACACCACUGCAGUCCAGUCCCUGGAGUGUAUGUGAGGAGCAUACCAGUUCUGCAAGAAUAAGGUGAUAAAUACAUGCUUUUAGUAGAAAUUCUUAUGAGACCUACUCUUAUUACACAGAAAAAGAAACAGAAAAUAAGCGAUGACCUCAUCAAGGACUGUUUAAGCAUACUGUAUAACACGUGUAUAUGUACGGAAGGAGUCACAAGGCGACUGGCAGAAAGAAAUGACUUUGUGUUGUUCCUGUUUACACUGAUGACAAACAAAAAGACAUUCCUACAAACUGCAACACUCAUUGAAGAUAUCCUGGGAGUUAAAAAGGAAAUGAUACAACUGGAUGAUAUUCCCAAUCUUGCGAGCCUUGUGUCCAGUUUUGAUCAGCAGCAGCUUGCAAACUUCUGCAGGAUCCUUGCUGUCACAAUUUCUGAACUUGACACAGGAAGUGAUGACAAGCACACGCUUCUUGCCAAAAAUGCCCAGCAGAAAAAAAACUUGGGUCCUUCUCGAGCUGAAAUUAAUCAAGCUACACUUUUGAAUAUUCCAGGCUUCAUUGAGCGAUUGUGCAAACUGGCAACAAGGAAGGUGUCUGAAACAACAGGUACUUCCAGCUUCCUCCAGGAGUUAGAAGAAUGGUACACCUGGCUGGACAAUGCACUAGUACUUGAUGCACUGAUGAGAGUGGCAAAUGAAGAGGCAGAGCAGAGCAGUACAGAGUCUUCAGAUGAAAGUGGAUUGGCCAACACCUCAACACGAACACAGCUUCCACAGUCCAUGAAGAUCAUGCACGAGAUUAUGUAUAAGCUGGAGGUGUUGUAUGUUCUCUGUGUGCUGCUCAUGGGGAGACAAAGGAAUCAGGUUCAUAAAAUGAUAGCAGAGUUCAAACUGAUUCCUGGCCUCAAUAACUUGUUUGACAAACUGAUCUGGAGAAAGCAUUCGGCAUCAGCCCUUGUUCUGCAUGGACACAACCAAAAUUGUGAUUGUAGCCCAGACAUUACUUUAAAGAUACAGUUCUUGAGGCUUCUUCAGAGCUUUAGUGAUCACCAUGAGAACAAGUAUCUCCUUUUAAACAGCCAAGAACUUAAUGAGCUGAGUGCAAUCUCCCAUAAAGCCAACAUCCCUGAAGUUGAUGCAGUUGUCAACACAGACAGGAGUCUCGUGUGUGAUGGGAAAAGAGGUUUGUUGACCAGACUGCUUCAGGUCAUGAAGAAGGAACCAGCUGAAUCCUCCUUCAGAUUUUGGCAAGCAAGGGCAGUUGAAAGUUUUCUGCGAGGCACCACCUCCUAUGCAGACCAGAUGUUCCUGCUAAAGAGAGGACUCCUGGAGCAUAUUCUCUACUGCAUUGUUGAUAGUGAGUGCAAAUCACGAGAUGUGCUUCAGAGUUACUUUGACCUUCUGGGAGAACUGAUGAAAUUCAAUAUUGAUGCAUUCAAGAGGUUCAACAAGUACAUCAACACAGAUGAGAAGUUCCAGGUAUUUUUAAAUCAGAUCAACAGUUCAUUGGUUGACUCCAACAUGCUUGUUCGCUGCAUUACACUGUCCCUGGACCGAUUUGAGAAUCAGUCUGAUGCUAAAGUUGCAGAAGUCCUGUCAGAGUGCCGCCUCUUAUCAUAUAUGUCCCAGAUGUCCAUGAGAAUGUCCUUUCUUUUCCGUCUCAUUAAUAUUAUUCAUGUACAGACACUUACACAGGAAAAUGUCAGUUGUUUGAACACAAGUUUAGUUAUCCUAAUGCUGGCCCGAAGGAAAGAAAAGCUACCUUUUUAUCUGCGCACUUUGCAACAGAUGGAAUAUACAGAAAAAUACCCAGGCUUCAUCCUGAACAACUUCCACAGUCUCCUGCGAUUCUGGCAACAGCAUUACCUCAAUAAGGAUAAAGACAGCACAUGCUUAGAAAAUAGCUCAUGUAUUAGUUUUACCUACUGGAAAGAGACUGUAUCUAUACUGCUCAGUCCAGACCGGACAUCCCCCUGUGCCAUAGUUAGCUACAUCGACGAGGCAUAUAUGGACAUUGACAGAGACUUUUCUGAGGAGUAGUUCUUCGCUCUGGCUUCUGAUGGACAGCGCUUGGAGGGUACCUCACAGCCCAUGGAUUUUCAGGGAUACGCUGUGUAGUGUGUGUGUGUGCGUGUGCGGCUUGGAACUGUGGAGCGUUACUGCAUUGUUAAAACCCCCGUCCCCUCCUGGUCCCUAUCUCUGAUCUCUAACGGAUGAGACUUUGAAAGCUCUCUGGGCAACAUAUUCAGGGAUGUAUCUUCCAGUUUUUCUGGGAUAAAAAGUAAAUCACUGCAAAAACCAGCCUCUUUAUUUUUUUUUUUUUUCUUUUUUCUCUCUCCCAGUCCAGUGUUGCUGGUCAGAGAUUUUUUUUUUUUGCUGACAGAUGAGGAUACUCUGUAUGUGCCAAUUUAGUUGUGGCUCUCUUUCAUGGCUACCAGAAUUAGCAAGUCAAAAAGCACAGAAAUUGCCCUCCAAAUGUGAGGUCCAAGGAGCCAGUCUGACUGGGACCCCGACACACCAGCCACGUGCAGAGCCACCACAUGGACUCCCUUCAUGUGUAACUCUUCUGUUGGGGUUUGGAAUCAGGGGUUUAGGGUUGGUUAGAGUGUGAGUGUGUGUGCGUGUGUGUGUGCUUUUAAUUCCUGAGAGCCCUAGCUCCAGUCACCUCUUUAUCAUCUACUUUUGGAUCAUUUGGUACUAAACCUGUCUGUCUGUGCGUUAGGAGAGAACCUCUGUUCCUGCUGUCUUUCCUGCAGAUCCUUCCCAUCUGAAGGCAUUUUACAAUGCUGCGGAGAACAGAGACAUUUCAGCAGUGGUGGAAUUGCAACAGGGGUUGGCUUUUUCACGGAGCACUAGCAUUAAAAUGUACUAAUUUUUUAAACUUGCGGCUUGUCCCUUCUUGGGUAACUAAUCUGGUUUUAAAAUCCUUUUCAGGACCAUUGCUCUUGAUGCUAACCUGCUAUACCUGGAAGUCUUAUGUCAGUCUCUGCUUUCAGUCCUUAAUAUCAACACACACAUUAAUCUUGAAGUGCAAUAUUGACUGGAGAUGUCAUUUUUUUCCUGGAUCUAUUUUAAUCAGAAUGUGUUAAAUGCUGGGAACAAACACUCCUGGUUGAAAGUAACUUUGUAGGAUAUGUUGGGGAAGGGGGAAUCAGGUUUUGGCAGUCCUGAUUGCCAAACCUGCAUAUGCCUCACCUGCUCACCAGUGUUAACUGUGUUGCUCCAAGACAGUCAGAUUCCCAGGAACGAAAUACAGUCUGAAGUCCUGAGCUACUGCAUUUAAGUAAAAAAAAAAAAAAAAAAAACCAAAAAAAAAAACCCCGUGUCUUGCAGCUCCAGCUAAAAGAAACCAGUUUUCUUUGAAACAUGCAUCUGAAUUUUUUUAAAUUUUCUUAACUUAUUUGAUGAGAUGACUUCAGCUCUCUCCAGGCUCUGGUGAGGGACCGGUGGCGAGGAUGUCCCAGAGCUGUAGCAUUUUGUCUCUAACUGUUGCCAGCAGAAUGAAACCCACUCUGAGGCUCCCUGUGCUGGGGCCUGGAUAAGUGAAUGAGGCUUCCAGCCCCAGGUGCAGGACUUGCUCUCUAAAAGUCACCCUUCUCCUCUCGCUCAUCUCGCACUUCCGUGUCCUGCUGUGGACUUGCAGUCAGUACUUUGCUUGCAGGGUGGUCAGAGCUUCUGAGCUUGUGCAUAAACCUGGAGCCUUGCAGGAGCUCCUGGGGAUCCUUGUGUCCCUUCCUGGCGGGCUGAAUCCCCUGGGCAGACUCUGCCCAGCUCCAGUGAGGUUACCCUGGUCGCACCCUUUCUGUGCGGGAGCUCUUUGCUAUGGUAGCUGCAACUCUCUGUUCUUCAUCAGGUCACCCCUACCUGGCCCCCCUCCCUCCCCUGAGCUGAUUUCUUUCUCAUCUGUACUUUUUUUGUUCUUGGGUAUUUGUGGUUUUGGUGUAUCUUUGCUUCUUCUUAACUGUAAUAGAUGUACACUUCAAAUAAAUGCUUCAAAUUAAAAGGCUUUUAAGUUAAGGGAUGCCUUUUCCAUAGUCUAGUUAAUUGGUGCAUCCAAUGAUUGCUGCUAUAAACCUGCGGAGUCUCAUUUAAAUCUCUGUAUUUAUGUAACGUACAGUUAGGGGCCAAGCUGCAUCCGUCCUUGGCUAUUGGCCUGCGUGAGGCUGAGCUGAAAUCACGCCAGCCUGCCUUCUGGCUCGUGGGUUGCUCCUCCCCCAGCAUUGGGAGCACAGUAACUUUUGGGUGCUCGCCUGCUAGAGGCAGCUUGGCUUUGCUUUCACCUUCAGGCUGACGCAGGAGGCCAAGUUGGCUGACUGCAGAGAAGGGCACAGGAAAGAAACCCACAGUGCUCUGAGGAGGGAGCGCACUGGUCUCCAGAGGAAAGGCUCUCCCUGUGGUGGGCAGGGGCAUGAGCAUGCAGAGAGGGUCACAGGCAAAUUUUAACUGGGGGCCACAUUCCUGUGGGCUCAUCUGUCCAUGCCAGAGGCCUCAAGAAUCUUAUUUUGAGAGGGACCAGACAGCGCUCUCCUUCAUCCUUGUUUUGUCUUAUUUAUGGAGAGUACAGGGAGGAAGUGUCCUGCAUGGUGCUGGGGAGAGCUCACUGGCUUCAGUGGAGGUUGCAGCAGGCUGUGUGCUGCGACAGGGGUGGAGAAGGGACCCCUGUCACUAACAAAUACUGGAAGUCUGCACUAGCCCCAUGGAUUGCUGAGGUUCAUGCUGCCCGGAUUAAUGCCAAUUUACUAACUGCAAAUGAACGUAUUAAAUGGAAACUAUUAAAGAAAUCUAUUUUAAAGAAA